Molecule: messenger RNA, 1491 nt
Organism: Menidia menidia (Atlantic silverside)
Lineage: Eukaryota; Metazoa; Chordata; Actinopteri; Atheriniformes; Atherinopsidae
Source: the annotation of a GenBank genome assembly
AAUGGACCUGUGGUGGUAACACUAGUCUGCUGUUCCAGGACCAGGCUUGGGGAGCCCUGUUUGAAGACCUAUCCUCUGGAGUGUUUGGAUCUGCUGAGGAGGGCUAGAAUUGCCUUUCAAGCAGGGAGGACCGUGAAGGAGAGCUUCAGACUGGCCCAGCUAGAGUCUGUGAUACGGAUGCUGGAAGAACAUGAGUGUGACUUUGUGGAUGCUCUUGGAAGGGACCUCCAUAAGCCACGUUUUGAAACCAUUGUGUUUGAACUGAUCAUGGUUAAGAAUGAGGCUCUUCACGCCAUCAGCAACCUAAAGAAGUGGAUGCAGCCACAGUCUGUGGAAAAGAAUCUGUCCACCACGCUGGAUGAGUGUCUUGUGAUCAAUGAGCCACUGGGGGUCGUGUUCAUUAUGGGGACCUGGUGCAGCCCGGUCCAAAUGUGUUUGGUGCCACUGGUUGGGGCCAUUGCAGCAGGAAACUGUGCUCUCAUUAGCCCCUCUGAGCACAGCAUACACACUGCAGAACUCAUCCACCGCCUUAUUCCCUUCUACUUGGACAAUGAAUGCUUCCAUGUGAUUCUUGCAGGCAUCAGUGACUUGCCUGAAAUUGUGGAGCUCAAAUUUGAUCAUGUUUUCUUCACAGGAAACCGAGAGGAGGGCAGCAAGAUUGCUGUGGCAGCAGCUCGCACCCUCACGCCAGUCACCCUCAUCCUAGGGGGCAAGAACCCGUGUUAUGUGGACCAGGACUGUGACAUUCCCGCCUCGGUCCAGCGCAUUGCUUGGGCACGUUUUCACAAUGCGGGGCAAAACUUGAUGGCUCCAAGCUACAUCCUGUGCCACACAGAUGUCAAAGCACGACUGGUGCAGGCCCUAAAGUGCUGUCUGAUGCAAUUCUAUGGUCCUGAUCCCAGAGAGUCCCGCAGCUUCGGUCGAAUGGUCAACUUGGAAGUCUUCAACCGAACAAGAGACCUGUUGUGGAGAUCUGGCAAGGUGGUUGUUGGUGGACAGGUCACAGAGGCUGAGAAAUAUAUUGCCCCAACAAUUUUGACAGAGGUGGCUGAAUCGGACCCCAUUAUGCAACAGGAAGUUUUUGGCCCCGUUCUUCCAAUACUGACUGUAAAUGAUGCGGACGAGGCAAUUGCCUUUAUCAAUAAGCAGGAGAAACCCCUCUGUGUGUAUGCCUAUUCCACCAACAACAAGGUCAUUUCUAAACUGAUGAGUGAGACCUCAAGUGGAAGCUUUUGCUCCAAUGAUUGCAUACUGCAGAGUCUGAUGGUGGCUCUGCCUUUCGGUGGAGUAGGUGCUUGUGGAAUGGGGUCCUUCCAUGGCCGCUACAGCUUUGACACCUUCUCUCACAGAAAAGCCUCGCUGCUAAGAAGCACACGGUUUGAAUGUGUCACAUACCUGCGCUAUCCACCAUACGAAGACCGCAACCUCUCUCUAAUGACAUGGGCUUGUACUUUAUCCCAAAAGAGCCAGGGAUGGUGCCAAAUCAUGUGA